CUGGAAAUAUGAUAUCCAAAAUCCUUUUCUUUCUGAUAUGCUUAGCUAUAUUCUUUGUUACACCUAUAUAUUCUCUGUCUAGGAGGUAAGUUAGGCUGGGGAAAUAUCUUUUACGUACAUUUUGUUGCAUUCGGAUUCGGAGUUGUGAUUCCCAUAAUGCAGCUACUUUUCUCUUACGACUGAACAAAUAUAGUCUCCAAGUGCAUCCAACACAAGAAGAAGCAAGAUGAAGAAUGCGAUGAUGGAAAUACAUUGGAUGGAGAUGGCUGUGACUACCAAUGUCAUUUAGAACCUGGCUAUUCUUACCCUCCUUUACACUGCACAGACAAGUGUGGUGAUGGAGUGGUUAUCUGUCGUGCAAAAGGUCUUCUUCAUUACUGAGAUGAUGGCAAUAAUCUCAGCGGUGAUGGCUGCAAUGGAGCCUGAGGAGUAGAAAAAGGCUGGGUUUGAUAUGGAGGAGGCCCUACUCGUCCUGAUCAGUGCUAUGAGCUGUGUGGAGACGGAAUCACUUUUAAUAAGACUCACGAUCCUGACUAUUGUGAUGAUGGAAAUACAAAUAAUGGUGACGGAUGAAGCAUGGAGUGCAAAAUUGAAUCAGGGUACACUUGUACUGGAGGAGGGGUUGAUCAAAGAGAUAUAUGAACAAAAGAAUGCAUCCCACAAAAUUGAGCUUUGUGAACUGAAAAUGAAAAGAUAUGCCAUAUAUGUAAAGGAGGAUACUUUGUUCAAGAUGAUGGUACUUGUCUCUCAAAUUACUAUUUUCUCGAAUACACUGGUAUCUACCAACAACUUGCUCAUGCAUCUAUUGCUCUCUCAAUAGUAGCAAUACUUACUGCCAUUGCUAUUGGAAUAUUCACCAAGAGUGCCCCAGUAGCUGUGUGGAUCGUAGUCAAUCAGUUCCAGCUGUUCUGAGUGUUGCUCCUGACAAACUCCGAGUUGCCCAAAGAUGUGGUUUUGUUCAUCAAGCAUCACCAAGUGUAUUUGUUCGGAAUGGAGUUCCUUAGGUUCUCACUCCCAUCGCAUUUUGGAGCUGGCGGAUUCGGCAAACUUCAGCCACACAGAGAACUCAGAAAUGUUGGUCUUGAGUACCAGAGUGUUGUUCCGAACAGCUUGGGAAUUGUGUUUGCACUUGUUCUGAUAUGUUUGUUACAUGUGAUGCUAUACAUCUGAAAGUCAAAGACUCCUACAAACACAGCUUUAUCGAGGAUACUCAGCAGGUAUCUUGAGGGUAUCUUGAGAUAUUGAACGUUUGGAGUGUACAUCAGACUGCUCUUGCAAGCCUCAAUGUUUAUGGCUUUAGUUGCUACCUCUGAGAUUCUGAAGUUUGAUACUCCAACUCUCUCAUUAGAACUGUCUCUUGUAAUUUCAUUCAUAAUGGUAUUUCUGAUAGCUGUUGUGUAUGCUUUCUCGUGGUACAUAUGACUAAAAUCCUCUGGUAAUGCUGACAGUGGUGAUUACUACAAAAGCGUAUUCAAUGAACUCUAUUCUGGUCUCAAGUCCAGCACCAAAUCCAGAGUGUACACUCCGAUCUUGCUCACCAGGCGACUCUUCGUAGUACUCUGGACAGUCUCAUUGCUAGGCUCUCACACAUUCAUCAUUGUAAAAGGUCUAAUAUUCGCACAGGUUAUAUACACACUAACAUUCUUGAUACUCAGGCCUUACAAAACUGCAGUCAAUAACAUCAUCGAAGCAGUCAAUGAAGUAACAUUUGGAGUCCUGGCAUUUGCAAUACUGAGGAUAAAUUCGAAAGAAGAAUGGUCUACUCCAGUGAAGUUUAUGUUUGUUGCAACAAUGUUGAUUAAUAUACUUGCCACAGUGCUGAUUUUGCUAGGUUAUCUGCUUCUCAGUUUGAAGAAUCUUUACUGUUCAAGAGCCCGUUCAGAUUCUAUAAUUCCUCCUAGUCAGCUUACUCCAAAAUUGAAGCUUCCAAACCAUAAAUUCUCAAAAAUUCCUCAUCCAGAGGCCCAUUCAGAACGCCUUCCAAAGCAGUUUGGCCCAAUAAGUGGAAUAUUUGAAGAAGAAAAGCAAUAGAUACAUUUUUAAGCUUCGUUAUCUCAAUAGCACUUCU
Molecule: messenger RNA, 2068 nt
Organism: Moneuplotes crassus
Lineage: Eukaryota; Ciliophora; Spirotrichea; Euplotida; Euplotidae
Source: the annotation of a GenBank genome assembly